Molecule: messenger RNA, 2209 nt
Organism: Saccoglossus kowalevskii
Lineage: Eukaryota; Metazoa; Hemichordata; Enteropneusta; Harrimaniidae
Product: dynein regulatory complex subunit 4-like
Biological process (GO): cell motility
Cellular component (GO): microtubule; motile cilium; Golgi apparatus
Molecular function (GO): small GTPase binding; microtubule binding
Source: RefSeq, a predicted model, not a curated record
UCCGUUUCCAAAACAACAGUGGUUACUGAACUGCAGCGUUCGUAACGAGAAUAACUUGGGCAGCUUACGCUUAUCAAACUAGCCACAAUGCCGCCAAAAAAGAAGAAGAGUGGAAAGGGUAAGAAGGGGAAAGGUAAAAAGAAAUCAGCUAAGUCCAAAACUCCAACAGUCAUUGAUGGAAUCUCAACAGAAGAAAUGAGCAAAGAACAGCUUGAGGAACACAUUGUAAGGCUGCGAGAGGAGUUGGACCGUGAAAGAGAAGAGCGAAAUUACUUCCAGUUGGAAAGGGACAAAGUUAACACAUUCUGGGAGAUCACUAAAAGGCAACUUGAAGAAUGCCGUGCAGAACUUCGAAACAAAGACAGAGAAAUGGAAGACGCAGAGGAAAGGCAUCAAGUUGAAAUCAAGGUAUACAAACAGAAGGUUAAACAUUUACUCUAUGAACACCAGAAUAAUAUCUCCGAACUGAAAGCAGAAAGUGCAGUAGCUCUCAAACUUGCCCAAGAUGACCAUAGAGGUAAUGAAACAGACUUGAGAAAAGACAAGCGAGGCCUCAAAGUUACACUGAAAGAGCAUGAGCUCUCACAUGAAGAUGUUGUCAAGAAUCUUAAAUUGAAACAUGACGAAAUGGUCACGCAGUUGAGAAAUGACUUUGAACGAGAAGCUAAAGAGAUUGAGGCCAAGUAUGAGAAGAAGAUGAGAAUGCUGAGAGACGAACUUGAACUCAGGAGAAAAACUGAGAUACAUGAAAUUGAAGAGAGAAAGAAUGGUCAGAUCAACACUCUGAUGAAGAAUCAUGAAAAGGCAUUCAGUGAUAUUAAAAACUAUUACAAUGAUAUCACGCUCAAUAACUUAGCGCUUAUUAACUCACUCAAGGAACAAGUUGAGGAGAUGAAGAAGAAAGAAGAGAGAAUGGAGAAACAGAUGAAUGAAAUACAAGCAGAGAAUAGGAGACUGAAAGAACCACUAGAGAAGGCCCGUGAAGAAGUGGCUGAGUUACAGAGACAGCUCUCUAAUUAUGAAAAAGACAAAGCAUCAUUAGCUAGUGCGAAAGCACGUCUCAAAGUAUUGGAUGAAGAACUCCGAAAUCUUAAUUGGGAACACGAGGUCUUGGAACAGAGGUUUGAACAGUUAGAAAAAGAGCGUGAUGAUCUAUAUGCCAAGUUUGUCAAAGCCAUCCACGAAGUUCAACAAAAAAGUAAUUUCAAGAACUUGCUGUUAGAGAAGAAAUUAACUGCUCUGGCUGACACACUAGAAAAGAAGGAAGCACAAUUGAAUGAAGUCUUAUCAGCUUCUAACUUAGAUCCUACUGCACUGACUGUUGUUACAAGAAAACUUGAGGAUGUUUUAGAUUCCAAGAAUAGUGCUAUUAAAGAUCUCCAGUAUGAGUUAGCCAGAGUCUGCAAGGCACACAAUGACUUGAUGCGAACCUACGAAGCGAAACUGACACAAUUCGGAGUACCAACUGAUGAACUUGGGUUCAAACCACUAGAGAGCACUGUAGGAGGACAGCAACUUGGACAGGGACCUGCUGGACUUGUUGCAGCUCCAACAUAGGAACAUUCCAUUUUAGAUGAUGAUAGUUACCCAUUUGGAGUUGUACAGUUAGACGUCCAUCUUCCACAAUAAAUUUCUGUUGUAUCUCCCCAGCUGUUGUAGUUUAAUUAUGUUACAAGCCUCAAAUCUGUCUACUGGAUGAAAAAAACGAAAACAGUUUUGCGUAAAAUGUGAAACUAUUGUGAAAUCUUUGUAUAUAUUGUGAAAUAAACAUUUUUAAACUAAUAAUAAACUAUUUUAGAUAUUGGUGAUUUAGGUGAAAAUGUCCGUCCAUUUUGGCUUUUAUAUUACAGUUCUCAUUAUGUAGAAACUUCAUUGGGAAAUGUCGUUUUGAAACAACAAUACUGUGGACAUGAUAUAUACAAAUAAUUGGUGAUCACUGCAUAUUGGUGACAAUUCAGUUUAUUAAAAUAUCCAUUGACUCAACUGCUGUCAGGGGAAUACCAACAUCUUGUCUCACUGUAAGCAAAUUGUUGUGAAUAAUAAAAAUGUUAAAAAUAAUUUGAUUAAAUGUUUUAAAGACUGCAAUAUUGCAGUUAUUUUGACUAGACUGUAUGUAUAGCUAUGUAUUUUUGUUUCCCUCUGUGUUUUGUUAAUUUGAAUGACCCUUCACUGACAUUUUUUCCCUAAUAAAAUCACAUUUUAUUAUGUA